GUUGUCAGAAACCCAAUUCACACACAGUAGCAGCGGCGCGAGCUGUUCUUGCGUUUUCAGACCGAGAGAGAGAGAGAGAGACGCUGUCGAUUCUAUCAAAUCUUUACAGCAUCGGACAAGUUCUCUCGGAGGCUGUUCGUAUGAACAUUUCUCAUUCUCUAUCCUCUGCAUCAAUUGUGUAUAUGUAUGCAUAUAUAGCUCUGAUUCACUUCAUAUGUAGUUCGUAGAAUUGCUCUGGUUUGCCUCAUCAAAUUAUGGGUUUUGAUUGUGGAACCCGUUUUGUUAUCGUUUUAGCCAAUUGGAAUGUGGUUUUAUAUUGUCGUGGAGUUUAAAUUAGGGGAUCACUUGCAAGAUUUUGAUUAAAGCCUCAUGAUUUUUUAGGAUUUAUUUGUCAAAUUAGUCAUUUAAAUCAUGAUUUCGAAGUGUUGUUAGGGUUUCGUUUGGUCUCUACAAUCAUCACUCGUCAGUGUGGAUUCUCAUGAUUACCCGCCAACUGACUUUCAAAAACCUCCACAGAAUACUCACACAACGGUCAAACCCAUUCAAAAACUUUCACUCAUAUCAACAUGAACACCAACCGUUCGAUAAAAUUACUCACCAAAAGUUCGUCUCCUUCCACCACUCCAUGCUCACCUGUUUGCACAAAAAAUGUCAUUUCAAAGCCCUCGCCAUCUUCAAGAAAAAGCUCGAGGAAGGUUUCGAUAGCAACAUUGAUGAAGCUGCUGUUGCCAUCGCUCUCAAGUCUUGCCGAGGAGACCCAAAACUCGGGUGCCAAAUCCACAGCUUUGCCACGAUUUCUGGGUUGGUUUCGCAUCUUAGUGUCUCGAAUUCUUUGAUGAGCAUGUAUUGUAAGGCUGGUCUAUUUGAUCAGGCUUUGUGUGUUUUUGAGAAAUUGACGAACCCCGACGUUGUUUCUUGGAACACAGUGCUUUCUGGUUUUGAAAAUGUUAAAGAUGCGUUGAGUUUUGCUUGUCGGAUGAAAUGUGUUGGAAUUGUUUUUGAUGCUGUGACUUAUACUACUGUUCUUGCCCAUUGUGCUGAUCAUGAAGAGUUUCUUUUUGGAAUUCAAUUGCACUCUCUUAUACUGAAGUGCGGAUUAGGUUGUGAAGUUUACAUUGGGAAUGCCCUUAUAACAAUGUAUUCUAAAUGGGGCCUUAUAGUGGAAGCUGAAAGAGGGUUUGAUAAUGAAAUGGUCCAAAAAGAUUUGGUUUCAUGGAAUGCGAUGCUCUCUGGGUACACUCAGGAGGGAAAUUAUGGACUAGAAGCUAUUUGGGCAUUUAUGGAAAUGGUGAGAAAAGGGAUGAAACUUGAUCAUGUCUCUUUUACUAGUGUAGUUUCAGCUUGUGGACAAGAAAGAAAGCUGGAGCUCGGGAGACAGAUACAUACUUUGACCGUUAAAAAGGGAUAUGUGAUGAAUGUUUCGGUUUGUAAUGUUUUGAUCUCAAUGUAUUCCAAGUGUGAGCUUGUCAAAGAUGCAACAUUGGUUUUUGAGAGCAUGAUUGAUCGCAAUGUGAUCUCUUGGACUACUAUGCUCUCUAUAAAUGGAGAAAAUGCUAUGUCUCUAUUUAAUGAGAUGAGGUUGGAUGGAGUUUACCCAAACCAUGUUACAUUUGUUGGAUUAAUUCAUGCCAUAACAACCAAGAAUUUGGUGGAAGAAGGUCGAAUGGUUCAUGGGUUUUGUUUAAAAUCUAGCUUUUUGUCAGAAUUGAAUGUUGCUAAUAGCUUUAUUACCAUGUAUGCUAAAUUUCAGUCCAUGAAUGACUCGAAAAAUAUUUUUGAGGAGCUUAAGUACAGAGUGAUUGUAUCAUGGAAUGCUUUAAUUUCAGGGUAUGCCCAAAAUGGCUUGGGCCAAGAAGCUCUACAGAGAUUCUUGUCAGCAAUAAUGGAGUCGGUUCCUAAUCAAUUCACAUUUGGCAGUCUCUUAAGUGCAAUUGGAGCAGCCGAGGACAUAUCUUUAAAACAUGGCCAACGAUGCCACUCGUAUUUAACAAAGCUCGGAUUAAACACUGACCCAAUUGUUUCAGGCGCCCUCCUCGACAUGUAUGCAAAGCGUGGGAGCAUUUCUGAAUCUCUUAGUGUUUUUGGUGAGAUAUCUGAAAGAAGCCAAGUUGCUUGGACAGCAAUAAUCUCUGCUCAUGCAAGGCAUGGAGACUAUGAAUCAGUGAUGAGUUUGUUCGAGGAGAUGGCAAGGAGAGGUGUCAGGCCUGACACGAUCACCUUCCUAUCUGUACUAACUGCAUGUGGUCGAAAGGGGAUGGUUGAUAUGGGCCGCCAAGUUUUUGACUCAAUGGUGAAGGAACAUUUGAUUGAACCAUCUGCAGAGCAUUAUUCUUGCAUGGUAGACUUGUUGGGCCGUGCAGGGAGGCUGAAUGAGGCAGAAGAGUUUGUUGGUCACAUUCCAGGAGGGCCGGGAUUGUCUGUGCUGCAGAGCUUACUUGGUUCUUGUAGGAUACAUGGGAAUGUGGAAAUGGGUAAGAGGGUAGCCAAUGCUUUGAUGAAGAUGGAACCGCAGGAGUCAGGUUCUUAUGUAUUGAUCUCCAACUUGUAUGCCGAGAAGGGGGAUUGGGAAAAGGUGGCGAAAAUAAGGAGAGGGAUGAGAGAUAAGGGGGUGAGAAAGGAAGUAGGAUUCAGUUGGGUGGAUGUGGGUGAUGCUAGUGGUUCCUUGUAUUUGCACGGGUUCUCAUCGGAUGAUAAAUCACAUCCACAGUUUGAGGACAUAUACAGGAUGGCAGAAUACAUGGGAUCAGAAAUGAAAUUUUGGAGAGAGACGCAGAAACAGAGAGGAGAGAGUUCGUAACAUUUGAAGUCAAGAGAUAAAAGUACUUUUGUUUUCUUGUGUGACAUUGUUGAAAAGGAGGUCAUAUUUUUUCAUUAGAAAUCCCCACCAAGAGGGUGAUUCAUGGCUUUCUGCUCCACUCUUCUAUUACAGACAAUUUUAUUCCUAAACUACUGUAAAAUGUGGUUAGCAAUCACGUUUUUACGGCAAAGUUUUUUACUUAUUAUUUGAUGCAGUAAACUGCCUUUUUGCA
Molecule: messenger RNA, 3029 nt
Organism: Camellia sinensis
Lineage: Eukaryota; Viridiplantae; Streptophyta; Magnoliopsida; Ericales; Theaceae
Product: Pentatricopeptide repeat (PPR) superfamily protein
Biological process (GO): RNA modification
Molecular function (GO): protein binding; RNA binding
Source: RefSeq, a predicted model, not a curated record